Molecule: messenger RNA, 750 nt
Organism: Phytophthora nicotianae INRA-310
Lineage: Eukaryota; Oomycota; Peronosporomycetes; Peronosporales; Peronosporaceae
Exons: 3
Coding region: 1-750 (249 amino acids)
Source: RefSeq, a predicted model, not a curated record
AUGUCGUUUCCUACGGGGCCAACAUCCCUAGUCCAUGGGCAGUCAACGUUCGUUUGUCCAACAACGAUCGGGCCUUGUGUGAACCGGGCCUUUGCGGAUCUGAACUGGACUCGCGACGCGUGCAACAACGUCGAUACGUUUACGGAGGCAUUUCCAUCAACAGGUUUUGCUUCUUUACGCCAGUUCGUCGAGAACGUAUACCAGAACUCUCGUUCAACUGGAUGUAGCAGUGGUACUGGUGCUUCAAAAGUUGUAAUAGUUGGAGCGGAGGUGCAGAAGUUCUUCUGGAAUGACGACGCGGCGGCUGAAGGAGGCUUCGAGCAUGGUCCAUGUGAGUUAUGGAUCGAUGAAGGUGUCGUCUUUCAGGCGAACAAUUGCGCCGUCGCGUUCCCAUCCAGUCCAGCUACCUGUCCAGUAAACUACUCGAGCUGCAACGACAAGUGUGUUCUUCGCUUUUACGCCUUGUCUCUAGCUGGUACUGCCUGGCAAGCAUUCAAAUAUGUCACGGAGAUUCAGGUUGUACAGCCCAGAAGCGACAGCAGCGACUCCAGUGAGAUUGCGUCGACUGAAUCUCUGACUUCACGCGUGGUCUGGAGCUGGAGAAUCGCCGAAUCGAAUGAACUUGCAGCUUCUGUGUCAGUCCACCUUCGAGGCUCUGCUCAGCUAUCAGGAACUUUAGAGCUGUCUGUGGACACAAGCUUGCGCAGCACCGCAGCGACACCAGCACCAACUAAUCCGUUGGCCAUAUAA